Nicotiana tabacum (common tobacco) is the source of this 738-nucleotide messenger RNA. Lineage: Eukaryota; Viridiplantae; Streptophyta; Magnoliopsida; Solanales; Solanaceae. The record is from RefSeq and is a predicted model, not a curated record.
AUGGACUUGCCGCCUGUGCAUCCUGGACCAGCCGAGGAUCAGAUAUUAGUAUUGCAGAGCGACCAUAGGUCCUCCUAUGUAUGGGAGGGACAUCUAUUGGAUCAGACUCUCCGCGCCAGGAGACCUGGCGAUUUGUGGGACUUCUUGAAGCAGAGACAUUUCCAUCCCCGCGUAGUCGAGCGCCUAGAGGCUACGGGCUUCCUUACGAUUUUUCGGAUUGGGCGGAUGCAGCUCGAUUGGUCUCUCAUCACGACGUUGAUAGAGCGGUGGCGACCGGAGACACACACUUUUCACUUGCCCACUGGAGAAGCCAUCAUCACGCUUGAGGAUGUUCAGGUUUUGUAUGGGCUACGUGUAGAUGGAUUGGCCGUUGCACUGCCCCAACCACAGGGUGAGGCUGCACUUAGAGGGGGCAGUCGCGUUUCUAUGACAGCUAUCAGAGAGCAUAUGGAGGUAUUGCACCCAGACAUUACCGGCGAGAUAGAGGCUAUCCAUAUUGAGCGGUAUACGAGGUUGGCGUUGCUCCUUCUUUUUGGGGGUGUCUUGUUCCCGAACACUUCGGGAAAUCUAGAGUAUGUGCCGGGCGAGCAUGGGCAGCCAGGUGGACAUAUGUGGAUUUCUGCCGCUUCUAUAGUUGACAACAUUUUCGAAUACUUUGUUCAUUACUCCGAAUUCUAUAUGUUCAUCUGGACGCCAUACAACGACGAGUUGCUAGCUCAGCUGCCCGAUUAUUCCUGA